AUGUCGGGAAGCGCGGCGAAGUGGAAGGAGGAGCAGAUCCUCGUGAUCUGCCCGGGGAGCAAGACGACGAUGGCGCAACUGGGAUGCAACGAGCUGACGCCGCCGGUGCAUCGGAUCCCGACGCGUAUGUUUAGGGAUCCCGAGGAUGGCGGGUGGAGGCCGUAUCACACGUUCAAGAGGAAGAAGGCGGGCGCGGGGAAGAAGCAGCAGCAGCAGGCCGAGGGGGAGGUGCAGCAGGUGCAGCAGAAUGGGGAGGCGGUGGAGGAUGAUGAGUGGGAGUGGGUUGAGGAUCAGGAUUCGAGUGAGGGGGCGGUAUAUCCUAUGCAAGCCGGUCGAAUCGUCAACAUGCCCGCCUUCCUCGCCUUCCUAGACCACAUCCAUAGCAUGCUCACAACAACAUACCACAACACGCCCAUCGUGCUAAUGGCAUCCCCGCAAUGGACGCGCGACUGCAUCGAAGAAAUUACCCGUUACAUAUUCGAAAAGACAAAGACGCCCUCCCUCUGCCUAAUCCACUCCGCGCUCGCAACGCAAUACGGCCUCCGCUGGCCCAACAUGACGGUAGUCGACAUCGGCUUCGAAAAAGUAGACGUCACCUGCAUCUACGACGGCAGCGUAGUCAACCACAUGGAUAUCGGCGUGCCCUACGGAAAAGUCCAGGGUAUCCAAUCCGGUGGCGAAGUCUUUACGCAAAAACUGCUGGGCCUCCUGCGCGACAAGGGUUUUAAUUAUGAUAUGGCCGAGCAGCUGAAGAAGAGCGGCAUCUGUGAGGUCCUGGCAUAUAACCCGGACGUGCCGCCCAAUUAUAUGGAGCUGCCCAAGGAGAAUGCGGACCCCGCGGGCGGCGCUGCGUUGGGGGCUGGUAACGAUCCUGUCAAGGUUGCGGCGGAGGCGGCGAGGGUGCCGUUGAUGCUUGAUGAGGAGGACGCGGAGGAGAGAGGGGUGGAUUCGGAUGGGGUGUUGGAUGUGGCUAGUAUUGUUACGAGCGGGCAGACAAAGGAGUUUUUGGCGAAGAAGGAGAAGGAAAAGGGGAAGGGGGGUAGGAAGGGGAAGGAUAAGGAGGGAGCGGAUGGGCAGAAUGCUAGGACUGGGAGGUUGCCUAACGCUAAGAGGAUGCGGAAUGUUUUCCAUUACGAGGAGGUUAUUCAGGAAGAGGUUCCUAAGCCUAAGCCUGCCCCCCUUCCAGCCGCCGCUCCCACUAGCACCACCGCUGCUACUACCGAGAACGGUGUCGAGAAGCCCACAGAAGCUACCGAAGGUGGUGAAAACAAGCCUGCCGCGCCAGAGGGAGCCGCCAAGCCAGAAGGCGAAGACGCCAUGAAAGUCGACGCGGCACCCGAACCAGCCCCGGCCCCUAAAGACGAAGGCCCCGUCGAAACGGAACUCCGAGCCAAGCUCGUCCGCCGCGACAUCGAAGUCGGCCUCGAACGCUUCACCUUCGCCGAACGCGAACAAAUCGACCGCAUCACCUCCCUCAUCUGGAAGACCGUCCAAGGCAUCCCGGACAUGUUCAUGCGCCCCGCGUGCUGGGACCACAUCGUCAUCGUCGGAAACGGCUCGCGCAUCCGCGGUCUCCGCGAGAACAUCAUUCAGACCCUCACGGCGCGGCAUCUCAUCUCGCCUUCGUCCGCUACCAUUUUCACAUCCGAGUUGCCGUCCAACAUGGCUACCCCCACGGGUACGGGUUCCCAGACGCCCACGGGUUCGUUUACGGGCACGCCUCAUCAGCUUCCUACCUCUGGCGUGAACCCUCUGCUUCAGGCCGCCACGACUGCUACCCUCAACGCCGGGCUGUUAGCGGGCCCCGGAGCCCCCGCCAGCGAAGUCGGCGGUGCGUCGAGCGGCACGUCGCAUCGGUUCCAUAGCCAGACGCCCACGAGCAUCAAGCUCGCGCCCCUGCCGACGUAUCUGUCGGAGUGGUCAAAGAACGGGUACGAGGAGGCCAUGUUUUUGGGGUCGCAGGUUGCCGGGAGGAUUGCGUUUUGCUUGCAUAAUCUUGAUGGGCCGAAUACGGAGGCGCAGAAGAAGAUGAGCUUGAGUCGUGUCGAGUACAAUGAACUUGGGCCAAAGGGUGUCCGGAAGCACUCGAUGCUUGCAUAA
Molecule: messenger RNA, 2100 nt
Organism: Scedosporium apiospermum
Lineage: Eukaryota; Fungi; Ascomycota; Sordariomycetes; Microascales; Microascaceae
Exons: 3
Coding region: 1-2100 (699 amino acids)
Source: RefSeq, a predicted model, not a curated record